This is a messenger RNA of Rhodotorula toruloides NP11, 1047 nucleotides long. RefSeq names its product NADP-dependent leukotriene B4 12-hydroxydehydrogenase. NCBI's taxonomy places the organism in Eukaryota, Fungi, Basidiomycota, Microbotryomycetes, Sporidiobolales, Sporidiobolaceae. The coding region runs from base 1 to 1047 and encodes 348 amino acids. The record is from RefSeq and is a predicted model, not a curated record. Gene Ontology annotation, molecular function: oxidoreductase activity, acting on the CH-CH group of donors, NAD or NADP as acceptor. The transcript has 7 exons.
AUGGUUCAAAUCGACGCUCUCAUCUUCAACGAGAUCCCCAAGGGCAAGCCCGUCCCCGGCCAGACGCUCAAGAAGGUUCAGCAGGAGCUCGACCUUGAUGCCUCCCUCCAGGAUGGCGAGAUCCUCGUAAAGACCACCGCCCUUUCUCUUGACCCGUACCAGAGGGGCCGCAUGCGCCCAGAGGAGGUCGAGUCCUACGUCCCCGCCUUCAAGCUUGGCCAGCCCAUCGACAACUUUGGCGUCGGCGAGGUCGUCAAGUCGUCGAACAGCAACUUCCAGAAGGGCCAGCGCGUCUACGGCUACCUCAAGUUCCAGACUUACCAGGUCGUCUCGAAGGAAGCGGCUGCCGGUCUUCGCGUCCUCGAGAACAAGGAGGGUCUUCCCUGGACGAACUGGGUCGGCGCAGCCGGCAUGCCCGGCCAGACUGCGUGGUACGCCAUCGAGAAGCUCAGCGGCCUGAAGAAGGGCGAGUCCGUCUUCAUUUCGGGCGCGAUGGGUCCCGUCGGCCAGCUCGCCAUCGCUCUCGCGCACAAGAUUGGCGCCAAGGUCGUCGCGUCCGCUGGCAGCAAGGAGAAGUGCGACUUCCUCAAGAACGAGCUCAAGGUCGAGCGCGUCUUCAACUACAAGGAGGAAGACCCGAACCAGGUCCUUGCCGCGUGGAACAAGGAGCAGGGCAAGCCGUUCGAGGUCUACAUCGACAACGUUGCUGGACCGCAGCUCGAGGCGGCGCUCAACCACAUCGGCAGGCGCGGUCGCAUCGUCGCUAUCGGCGCCAUCAACGACUACAACGGCGAGCCCUACGGCAUCAAGAACAUCUUCUACGUCGUCGGCAAAGAGCUUCGCUACGAGGGCUUCAUCAUUCUCAACCGCAUGACUCCCGAGCUCUUCAAGGAGUUCUACUCCGAGAUCCCCCCUGCGCUCGCGAGCGGUGAGUUCGCCAAGCCCAAGGAGCACAUCUUCCACGGCCUCGACAACGGCGAGGCGUUCGCUUCCCUCUUCGACAGCCAGAACAGCAACUUCGGCAAGGCUGUCAUCUCGCUCGAGUAG